Messenger RNA from Chlamydomonas reinhardtii, 2219 nucleotides. RefSeq lists its product as uncharacterized. The record is from RefSeq and is a predicted model, not a curated record. Lineage: Eukaryota; Viridiplantae; Chlorophyta; Chlorophyceae; Chlamydomonadales; Chlamydomonadaceae. The transcript is spliced from 3 exons. Bases 282 to 590 code for a protein of 102 amino acids.
AGAUAGAGGCUCGCCGCUGAGUCAGAGGCGAUAGUGAGCUUUUUAUUUCCGAAUUCUUUUCCUACGCUUCCGAACUCAGCGAGCGCCGCCCGGAUAGCUGCGAGCUCAGCUCUUGUAAUAGUGUUUGUGCACCCUGACCCGUUCGGAUUCACGUAAACAACUCUGUUGUCGUCGAGCCAGGCACAAGCGCCGGCCACUUGCACUUCGUUUCCUUCUUGCGUCGUAAGUUUUUGGACAGAGCCGUCUGUCCAUACUGUGCUGCGGAGGUCGUGGGCCGGAGCAUGCUCGGCUUGGAAUCGAGAGAGCGGCAGGCGUGGGGCGCUCGGCGAGGUGGCAGCUGUGGCUUUGGGGUUCUUGUGGAGACCAGGAGGCUAGCUCGCGACAGAGCGGGUGCUGGAGCCACUGAGUGUGUGGGCACGCCAGGAUUGUCUCAACGAUGCUUCCUGGCAGGGCGGCCUGCUCAGGCGGCUGCGCUUUUCGGUCCUGUUGGUCCGGGUCGCGCUGGUAUCGGGCCAUCAGUGCCGCGACGGCCUCUUCAAAGCCCUGCGGUCGCUGUUGUGCGCUAUGCUGGUAGGUCUCCCACAGGGUAAGGAGCCGUGCGUGCGGUAUAGUGCCUAGCCAUCGUCCUGUUGGGUCGUAGACGUCGGCAUCAGUGGGGGCCCGACGGGUGCCUCCAGCGGCGAUGAUGGUGUAGGUUCCUGGGGGCUGGAUGUCUUUGUACGGGUUACAUGGGGCUGUGGUGAUGGUGGUGGUGCCGCGUAUGUCUCUAGCGCGUGCUGCCGCGUCCAUGGGGCCCGCGUCAUGGCGCCCCUGGCGCUGGCGCAUGGUUAGGUGCUGGUCCCGGGCUGGCCCAGCGGGCAGCUUCCUAGGUGGUCUGUUGGGUGCAGUGGCCUGCCUGGUGUUAUGUUCUUGGAGCAGCGUUCCCCAAUCUUCGCUCGGGGGGCUCAGCCCAAAAACCUCGACAGCCUAACCCGCAGCGGCUCUGCCCGACCCGGAAACGACCUGGCCUUCCGCCCGCCUUCCAGCGCAACUGCCCAGCCUUCCCCCAGCACCGCCCGAAACAGCCAGCUCUAUCCAAAUUUCCAGCUCCAGCCAAACAUCCUCAGAAAACAUGUCCGGAAACCUCCUCCCCGAUUAGGGCGCGCUCACAGCCUUCCCUACCGAACGCUUCAGCUUCGAUUCUCCUCACCGUCAGCUACGCUUCCUCACCUCCGGUUGUGCUGUUGGCGUGUUGCACCGCAUUUGACUCGCCCGCCGCAUUUGCCGUACCAUUUUCGGGGCCCUCUUCUGCCUUGCCUCGCCCUGCUCUUGCCCCUGCCUUGUCACACUGUCGCCCGGCCAUUGCUUUGCUGCACGACGCUGCAUUACGUUUGACGCCCUUCAGCGCCGCUCAUCCGUGGACGCCGGCCGACUGCCUGCAGGUGCGCAUCGACCUUGCGUUCCGCGCGGUGUGGCGUCGCAUUACGUCUGUGCAUUGCUACCGCCUUGGCCGGGCGCCUGGAGCGUGAGGAAAGCGCGUCAGCGAAAACAUCGACACAGUGCCAGCUACCGUCGGUACAGUACCAGCGCGCAGCAAUGCCUUGCUCCCUUCUGCUGCAUCUAUGACUGAGUGCUAUGGGUGCGGGAGGGAACCACACACUUCGGGACUACUGCUCUCAUACCCCUGGCCACCUUCCAUCACGAGCGGCGCCGGUUAGGGACUUGCGUCAAAUACGCAAUGCGAACCGCAUGCUUGUGGCCUUGCUUCAGCUGUAACGCAACCGGCAUUUGUGCGUUUCCCAUGCUUUAGCGUGCGUUGUUGUAAGCAUGCAACGCAUGCGUGCCAGCCAUGGCGGAACGCCGGGGUGAGAGGUUGUCGGCGCACGCAAGUCAUUGUGCUUCCCGCAUGCGUACUGAGCAUGCGUAUCAUGCUUUGUCGUGCGGCCCGCGCGUGCUUCUAGUGCUUCCCGCAUGCGUACAGGCCCUGCGUUUCGCAUGCUAAAGCACACUCUAACGCACAAACCCGUCCUUAUAGUGCUAGUGGUGCAUGCCAAAACCCGUCCUUAUAGUGCUAGUGGUGCAUGCCAGUAAGUGCUGGUGGUCUGUUGAUGGCUGGGCUUGGGCUGGGUUGUGCUCCAUGUUCGGUGUACGACCGUUUGGGUGCGGUGCGGUGCUGCCACAGUCACCGCCUGGAAUUUGUUACAUCCGUAAUGCCCAACCAUUUGUAACCAUUCUCUCAG